CCAAGUAUUACUACCACUACGCAAAACAUUACUACUACACCAAGCAUUACUACCACUACGCAAAACAUUACUACUACACCAAGCAUUACUACCACUACGCAAAACAUUACUACUACACCAAGCAUUACUACCGCUACACAAAACAUUACUACUACACCACACAUUACUACCACUACGCAAAACAUUACUACUACACCAAGCAUUACUACCACUACGCAAAACAUUACUACCACUACGCAAAACAUUACUACUGCACCAAGUAUUACUACAGCUACGCAAAACAUUACUACUACAUCAAGCAUCACUACUGCUACACAAAACAUUACUACUACACCAAACAUUACUAGUACUCCAAGCACUACUGCUAAUACUACACAAAAAAUUACUGCAACUACACAAAACAUUACUACUGCACCCAAUAUUACUACUACUACACAAAAAAUUACUACUGCAGUGAACAUUACAACUGCUACACCAAACAUUACAGCUAGUGCACAAAACAUUACUACUUCCCCAACAAUUCCUAUUACUACAUCUAAAACUUACACUACACCUUCUACUUCUACUAGUACUACAUCUCCAACUUCAGUUACCCCGCCUACCACCACUGCCCUGAAAUGUGAUAAUGGAGGGGAAAACGUGAACGGUGUCUGCCUCUGUCCUGAUGAAUGGACUGGAGAGACAUGUUCAGAAGUAAAUUUCUGCGCAGCCCAACGAUUUGAAGGAUUCAGGUUCCCCCGUACACCCAUUGGCUGGUUUGCAUAUUCUGUUGAAAUAUGUGAAGUGGGGACAAGUGGCGCUGGUAAACCUCAGGCUUCAACCAGAUGCUUGUUCAUGAGCGAAUCACCAGGUUUCAACACUCUACAGAUCUUCCAGUGUAACCUGACACUCAGUGACAUACAACAAAAUCUGACAAGUCCAGCUGAUUUAGAGAUGCUGGCAACCAGCACUCAGAUUCUGACAUCCAACCCAGAAGAGCUGACGGCCGAAAAUGUUACAGCAGCAGCUGAGAUCGCCAACACACUGCUGCUGUCUGCAAACGCCACAGAGAGUGUCAGAGUGGCAGCAGUAGCAACGGUCAGUCAGCUGCUGAACACCACUGUAUCAGAUGACACAGAGGAAAACAACACAACUCUGGGGCUGACGGUGACUCUGGACCAGCUCUCUGUGAACCUCAGCCUCAGUCUCAAUGCAUCUCAAUCCCAGGUGGUUCAGCCAAACCUGGUGGUCCAGUCGGCACAGAUUUCUGCUGCACAGACUCAGGGAGUCCAGUUCACUUCUCUUAGAGGGACGUCUGGCAGUUUUGUAGCUGACAGAAUUCAGCUGAACACAAACGCAACACAGGUUGUGGUGGAAAGCGGUUUCAUAGCUGAUGCCCUCAUUUACGUACGAUUCCCUCAAGCUGAAGGUACCAAAGGUCGUCAGACAGACUCAAACAUCUCCCUGGGUUUCGUUCUCUAUCAGAACGAUCGUUUCUUCCGUUCAAAACUCUACACGAGGCGACGGGCCACCAUCAGGGUCCUGUCAGCAAGCGUCAGAGGGCGGGAACCCAACGUGGUGCCACAACAUGUGGAGAUGAUAUUCAGGCCAAGAAACAUCAGUGGGACGUCUCUGUACGACUUCUCCUGUGUUUUCUGGAACUACAGUCAGAAGGACUGGAGCACCAGUGGCUGCUCUAAAGGAAACACUUCAGAUGGACUCAUGAGAUGUUUCUGUAACCACACCACCAACUUUGCUGCUCUCUGGUCAUACAGAGAGAACUACGAGUAUGCAGAAGCUCUGGGUGUGAUCUCCAUUGUGGGACUUUCUCUUUCUAUUCUGGGUUUGGUUGUGACGAUCAUUUAUCACAUUAAAGAAAACUUCUUCGGGAAGUCUCAUGGUCAGCCAAGUAACCUGAAUUCAAAGCUGGCUCUGCUGUGCAUCUACCUCAGCCUGCUGGCCUUCAUCAUCACCUUCCUCUCUGGAGUCCAAAACUCCAGCAGACAGAUCGACACUGAGGUGCAGAUUCACAAUCGGACCAAUGACAUCCUGAACUCUGAUGAACGCAUAGAACCGGACCGCGGCUCGUGUACGGCUGUAGCAGCUCUGCUGCACUUCCUCCUGAUGGCCACCUUCAUGUGGAACAGUGUAUACAGCACUCAACUGGUGCUGCUGGUCCGGUCAAUGCGCCGCAGCCUGCCAACACACUGGACUCCACUGAGUGUGACUCUGGGAUGGGGAGUGCCAGCGUGUUUCAUGGUCAUCACACUGGGGGUGAGCUACAGGGUGGACAAUCCACUGGGAUACAGACAAGAGGAAUUUUGUUGGCUGGCAGCGUUGGAUAAGAACAAACAGUUCAACUUUGGAAAACCGAUGUUUUGGGCUUUCCUUCUUCCUAUCGGCCUGAUCCUGAUUUACAACAUCGUCCUGUUGGUUCUCACCUCCAUGACUACAUGCAAAGUUGAACCCAGACUGACCAGCAACAAGAAGUCGUCUUUAAGCAAGAAGUUCCUCAUUAGUUUAUCUCUGGCGGUGUUACUCGGUCUGUCCUGGACUCUGGGAUAUUUCGUGCUGCUCAGUUCAGAAAAAACACACCAGAUCUUCAGCAUUUUGUUCUAUAUCUGUACAACCACACAGGGUUUACAGAUUUUCCUCCUCUUCACAGCCCGAACGCGGGCCUUCAGAGCCUCCAUCUCACGGUCCAUGCGGUACAUUUCCUCAGUCAACAUCCCUUUGACCAACACAAAGUACAAUCUGUGGAAGAAGUGGAAUACCUGGAAUAUGAGCCAGUCGGAGACCUACAGGGAUCUGAGCGACAUCGAAAUGACCACCAGCAAAACCCUGUAGUACCUGAGGAGGACAUACAAAAAAGCCUCUUGCAGUAAAAACUUGUCAUGUUGACAAGGAUUACAUGCAUACAUCACAAUGAAAAUUCAUAUUUUUCAGUGUAAGCUAAUGGCUGGGAAUAUUGCUGAAGUGUCCUGGAUGAGCUUCUGAUUUUUUAAGUGUAUUUUUGACUGACUGAACUGCAUUUCCAAGAAUUUACAACAUGCUGUUCUGCACUCAGAGGAAGAAGCGGUUGGAUUUCCUGACUGCUUUGACAGUCUCUCGCUCUCUACAUGAUAGCCGACAGAGAUGACAUAGAUUAUAAAGACUGCUCUUCUACGCACUUUUUAUCCAAAAUUAUGAUCCCAAGUUGGCAUUUUUCCUUCACUGCUAUCUGUAAGUUCACUGUAUCUUAUGUAGAAGACAAUGUUUUGUUCAUCGCAUCAAUAGGCAACAUAAAUAAAUAUUUGUUGUCAGGUGGUAAAGUUCAUAUUUUGUCCAAUUCUUUACUUUCCACCUCUAAAUUAGACAUAGAAAAAAUUGAAGGCUCUGAAAAAGCGCUGAGGUUUGUUCAUGCUUUUUGUACAAUACUGCUUGUCAUGGUCCUGGGUCGGUGACCCAGCGCUUUAAGUUUAUUAUUAUCCUUUCUGGUUUAUUCUGAUUUUGUAUUUGUUCUUAGGAUUUGAGUUGUGUGUUUCUUUCAUCCCUACCUGUAUCUCUCCUCUGUGUUCUGUUCGUGUCCCCAGUUGGUUGUGUAAAACAGUCUGUGAGUUUCCUGUUUUACUUUGUAGGUUUGUGUCUCGUUAUGUCCAUCAGUUCCAGCUGUGUCCCCUCCUGUCUGCCAUUUCCUAAUUACCUGGUGUGUGUAUUUAUACUGUGUGUCUGCCUGCACUCCUCGUCGCGUCAUCUGUGUUCAUUCCCUAUGUUUCUCUACGUCUCCCUGUUCUGCCGUCCUCAUCUGCCAUCUCUGAGUUUCUCCCGCUGACCUUAUGUUCCAGGUUUGUUUGUUAGUUUCAUCCAGUUUAGGUUUAUGUUCAGUCCUGCCCUCACUUCUGUUAUUUUCACUGUAAAUAAACCUCCACUCGCAUCUCCAUCAC
Oreochromis aureus is the source of this 3902-nucleotide messenger RNA. RefSeq names its product adhesion G-protein coupled receptor G7-like. Gene Ontology annotation, biological process: cell surface receptor signaling pathway; G protein-coupled receptor signaling pathway. The transcript is spliced from 15 exons. Gene Ontology annotation, molecular function: G protein-coupled receptor activity. The record is from RefSeq and is a predicted model, not a curated record. Gene Ontology annotation, cellular component: membrane. The coding region runs from base 835 to 2826 and encodes 663 amino acids. Lineage: Eukaryota; Metazoa; Chordata; Actinopteri; Cichliformes; Cichlidae.